Molecule: messenger RNA, 447 nt
Organism: Trichomonas vaginalis G3
Lineage: Eukaryota; Parabasalia; Trichomonadida; Trichomonadidae
Exons: 1
Source: RefSeq, a predicted model, not a curated record
AUGGACAGAAAGUCUGCUAGAAUAAAAGCAGAGUUACAAAGAUAUGGUUGGAGAGUUUCGAAGAAUUUUAAAUAUAGGAAGGGAAGACCCAUAAAAGUCUAUGACAAAUUGUCUGGUCUUCGCUACGAAAUGGAUUUGGAAACAGCAUGUGCCAAUUAUCCAAACAGACUAGAGAGGUUAGAAGAAGAACGUCUUAUGGACAUGCCUUUCGAUGUUAGUGAACCUCAAGUUGAAGGACACGACGGCUUUGCCAGAUUCUACUGGAAACAUGACGAACAAUUGCAUCCUUUGAGAAGGAAAAAAGGAAAAGGUGAAGACGCACAUGCUCCCAUGGAAAGAACAAGAUAUGCAUAUGAAAAGUAUCGUGAAGUUAGAAGUCAAAUUACAUCUGGUCGAACCUUUACAGUAAACUUUGACGAAGGAAAGAACAAAGAAGGCUUCAUGGGA